AUGCCACUCAAACCCACGAAUUUGGACAUAUGGCCAGCAUCCGGAGUCUGUCCGAUUUGCAAGAGACAGACCACCUCUCUCCGAUCGCAUUACAGCUCUAUUCAUCGUCUUAUUUGCAAGGUCAGAUAUGCAAGUGAUCCAAAGAUCCAAGUGAAGAUAGUGCGGGAUAGCAGAGAUAAUCUAUUCCAUUGCCUCGGAUGUGUAUACAAGCAUGCCUCCCCAAGGUCUCUGCAGCGUCAUGCUGCUUCUUGCACAUUUGUCAUGCUUCCCUUGCGGAUACGGCUCCCUGGUUUGCGCCGUCCGGCUGCUGAGAAAAACUCGGAGGAAGAAAUACAGUUCCUGUAUAUUCGGAAGCCUAGUGACUCCCAAGUAGACGACUUCGAAAUGCACGAGGUCGAUGGAAUGUUGAAGACAGAACCAACUGAUAGUGAUACACUGGAUGAGAUGAACCAACAGCCUGAAAUGGACGUAGACGUUGAAGAUGAAAUGCACGCGGAUACUGAGGGUGGGAGCUCACGCCAGAAGACGAUGUACGAGGAGGAGGAGGAGAUAUAUUCCGGACCAGGUCCCAAUCAGGAAUGUCAGAUCGUUUCACAGGGGAGUCCCGAAAGGCAGUCAAGUGCUUCGCAAUAUCACGACUCAAAAUCCCCGCCACCACCCGCGACAUUGAGCUUACCGUCUGCUUCAUCCAACCACAAAACUCUCAGCCCCGUCACGGACACUCCUCAGCAGACGGACCAGACUAACCCCUGCGAAGCUUGUACAUCCUCUGAUCGUGUCAUCGUGGAUACAGAAGCUCUGCACGUUUCGGGUGAUGAUCUACCGUCCGAUCAGAUUUGCGCAAGCACCGAUCGCGAAUGUGACACUGUCCGGAAUGAAUCCUCUCAUGUACAACAGCCCACGCCCCCGCUAAGCAGUCCCGCCCUCUCCCCUGCUGACUAUAUGCGGGCAACACCUUCAGUGUUGAAAACAGUGGAUCCAUCUACAGGAUCUCGCUCAUCCAUACAAUCCAGGCGUUCAUUAGCUUUUAGCCCAAUCUCCCGCACCCCAUCUCUUAUCAUAGGGCGUUCAUCGCGCGGGACUGAACAGCCGUCUUUCGCUGACCGUCUACCAUCUGCCACGGCUGCGGCAUCAGGUUCCGGUCCUCAUGUAUCUUCUAUACCCAGAAGUCUUUCUUAUUGUAGCAUCAGCUCGGACAUUUCGAUAAAAGUGGAGACCUCUCAGCCGUCUCCAGCUCAAUCCUUCGUGGCAGGAUUGUCGUCUUCCCCAGGCGUGUCAUUCCUCGCAGACAUACUGUCUGGUCUCGGCUUCGACACCGAUGUGCUGCUCGACGCGCUCAGUUGCACGGAGGACGAAUGGUGCAAAGUCAAAGCAGAGGUCCUCCGGAGAGGCAGGUUUGCAGACUGGUGUAUUCUCAGCCUCGGCUUGCAGUCUCGCUCCGAGCAACUCGCACGCUUCUCCCUUGACGUCGACGAAGAUGAGCUGGGCAAGAAAUGUGACAGUGCGGCGUCCUUUAUUAAGGGGUUAUCAACUUCAGACCGGCACGCGUACCUUUCCACGGCGUUAUCGGACCUUGGCUUUGACCGUGAAGACUUGCUAGAUGCCUUGUGCAGGCUAAAAGAAGACGUCGAAUGGAUCACCAUUAAGGACAAAAUAUAUGAAAAUGGUGGGCAGUUCGGGUUCGCAGAUUGGGUGCUGGUCAAGUGGGGAUUGCGGAGGAGAUUGGGGCGACUGAACAGAUCGCGUGCUCGUGGAUAA
Molecule: messenger RNA, 1758 nt
Organism: Sparassis crispa
Lineage: Eukaryota; Fungi; Basidiomycota; Agaricomycetes; Polyporales; Sparassidaceae
Exons: 4
Coding region: 1-1758 (585 amino acids)
Source: RefSeq, a predicted model, not a curated record